AUGACUUUAGAAAAUCCUGGAGGUGGAGAAGGCGGGGAAGGAGGAGGUAGUGGACCAUUAAUUUGUGCUGGAUGUCUUAAUGCUAUUGAAGAAGAUGAAUUCAUUCAAGCACUCAAUCAAGAAUGGCAUAUUGAUUGUUUUCAGUGUUCAGCCUGUGAUGCUUCUUUAUCGUCAUGGUACUUUGAAAAAGAUGGCCUACUAUUUUGUAAAGAUGAUUACUGGGCAGCUUAUGGAGAAGCUUGUCAAAGUUGUGGUCAAGUUAUCACCGGACCAGUUAUGUUGGCUGGAGAUCACAAAUUUCAUCCAGAAUGUUUUGCAUGUAAUUCAUGUGGUGCAUUUAUUGGUGAUGGUGAAAGCUAUGCUUUAGUUGAAAGAUCAAAACUUUAUUGUGGAAUUUGUUAUAAACGACAAAUGCAGCCACUUAAUCGAACGGCAAACUAUCCAUUUGUUAGGAAGCCCCACAGUAUAAGACUAGUAGAGAUUCCUCCUGGUACUAAAAACUCUGAAAAGCAGAGAGGAAUUAAACUUACUUUGGAUUCAACACCCAGUCCUCACAGCUGUGGAUGUGGUCUACUCAGAAUUUCCGAGCUCAGUAUGUCUGGAGAUUUGAUGUCCCUACAUAUAGGAGACAGAAUACUAGAAAUAAAUGGAACACCGGUAAAAGAUCAACCUGUUGAGAGUAUUGAAAAUCUUAUACGAUAUUCUGACUCAGUGUUACAACUAACGAUUGAACACGAUCCUGACGCGUUAUCACGACGAAGCAAUUUUUCUACGACUUCAUCAGCUUUUCUUUCGACGGCGAUCAGUCCUCGAACGAGUCCAGAAAGUAGAGAGCGAAUAUUUAAGCGUCGAGACGAGGGCUAUAUAAGUGGAAAUCGGAGUCGUCAAUUAAAAAGAUCUAAGGAUCCAUCGAAUAAAGAACGUAGCAGUUCAAUGUCAAGAUUAACGAGAUCAUUCCGCGUGGAACCAAAAAGUCAACGAAUUUUCCGUGCAAGUGAUUUAGUCAAGGGUGAGCUCUUGGGUAAGGGUUUUUUUGGGCAAGUAUAUAAAGUAACGCAUCGUGAAACCAACGAAAUAAUGGUACUAAAAGAGUUGUACAGAGUGGAUGAAGAAGCACAAAAAAAUUUUCUUAAAGAAGUAGCAGUCCUUCGAUCUUUACAUCACAACAACGUACUUCGUUUUAUUGGUUCGGAUAUUCGGUAUUACACUGGUCCUAGUCCAAUUAGCAGUGAAUCUACAACUCCAGAAUCACUGGCACCGCAAUUAAAACCUAUUAAAGAGGGAACAGUACAUCAAGAAAAAAAGAGAAAUUGCUGUGAAGAUAGUACACUGGAAAGGGAAAUAGAUGUUGCUACAACUGAAGAGUUUAAAGUACCAGAACUACCCAGAGAACGUUAUUCACGGCAAAAUAGUCAGACUGAUAUUUCAAAAAACUCGGGAAAAUUUUCUAAUCAAAAUUUACGAUCUAAAGUUACGGCUGCUGCUACUACUUCUACUAUGAUUGCUUCUAAUGAUAGUGAUUCGCCAAGUAUUAUUAUUUCACCUGACUUGAGUGGUUUUAAUGGACGUUUUUUGAGAAAUCAAACAAAGUUAAAGGACUGUAAUCAAAUUAUUAAAACCACCGAUGAAAUAAUUGCCGAUGAAAGUGAGCGUAAAACUUUAAAAAACAAACCACCACUAGGAAUUGAAGUUACAAAGUCUCCGGUAAAAGUUAAAAUACCUUUAAUGGAAAAAAUUCGAUACGUUGGCAAUAUAAAUACACAGAGUAAUUUUGAAUUACCUACUGAACUGAGUAAUGUUGACAAUAAAUAUUCAUACAAAGUUAAUUCAGUAGUGAGUCCAAAAAAUUUGGAAAAAAAAUAUGAGUCUUUGGAUAAUUGUUCAUUAAAAAAUGACGAACAGAGUCCAAUUGAUAAGUCGUGGAAAUCACCAGAGGCGGGUGGUUUUGUUGGUACUUAUUUUAAACAAAUUAGUAAAUUAAGAAAUUCUAUUGAAAAAAGCAAUAAAUCGGUCGGUCGGCAAAAUAAUAAUAAUAAUGUAAACGCAACAGCGAGCAAUGAUGUCAAAAAAAAAGGUAAAGAUUCUAGUAAAACAUCCGCAGGAUCUUAUCUUAGGCGGAUGAAAAUUUCACCGACAAAAGAGCAAUCUAAAAAUGCGUUUUCUAGAGAAGAAGAUGAACCGACAAAUAAUAAAGAAUCAUUGGAACAACAACAGGAUGUUCUGUUAAAAGAUAGUGAUAGUGAUAAGGAUAAUUUAAUUUAUAAUGAUUCGUUAAAUGAUUUAAAUAAUUUUCAUACUAAAGAUAGUUGUUGGUUAAAGAGACAAGACAGUGUUGCUUCGAGUAUCGGUAGUAUUUUAUCCCGACACACGAGUCUUGCAGUAUCAGAUACACUUCCAUUGCGAAAUUAUCCUGAAAAAAUUUCAUGUCAACCUCCUUUUACAGAAUUACUUUGUCGGCAAGAUAGUUUUUGUUCUAAUGAUAGCACUUCUAAGGCUGAUGAGUAUUCAAGUUUAAAUGACUUUGAUAUUAAUAAUAUUGACAGUCAUACUGAAUCUAAUGAUAAACAAUUUUUUACAAACCAAUCGAUAAAUAGUGAUGAUAUGAGAUUUGAUUAUACAAGUGAUUUAAAGUUAUCAUCAUAUCCACAAGUUAAUUAUACAGAAUGUUAUAAAAAUAAACAAGUUGAUUUAUGUAGACAAGAUAGUUUUAGCACAGACAGUGCUGUAGGAACAAUGCGUAGUGAUUUUUUUGAUGAUAUUGACGUAGCUGAGUUACGUAAAAAUGCUGAAGAACAUAAAAAUUGUUGUACAGCUGAUAAAUUUUGCCCAUUAAAUCGUAAUGCUUCACCUAUUGAAAGCACGGCAUUUAUUAUUAGUAAUGAAAAUGACACUGUAUCGGUAUAA
Messenger RNA from Cotesia congregata, 2904 nucleotides. The record is from the annotation of a GenBank genome assembly. NCBI's taxonomy places the organism in Eukaryota, Metazoa, Arthropoda, Insecta, Hymenoptera, Braconidae.